CAAUUGCAUUGGGUUUCAUUGUGGAUGCUGUUAGGAUGAAGUUUUCCCUGCUCUUUUUUACUCUGUUUAUCUGGAUUCAGGAGAAGCAUGGCUUCACUCUUCCAAGGGAUGAAGUUUUGUGGGCUCUCCCAAAAACAGACGGACAGGUUGAAGCCCUUCAGAAUUUACUGAACACCACUGAGGUCAUUCUCUGGCAGCCUGUUAUGGUUGAAAACAUCAAGACGGACAAAGAAGUCCAUUUCUACGUUAGCUUGUCCAUUUUAAAUAAUAUAAAGGCUGAGUUAAGGAGACUGACCAUCGAGCACAAAGUUUUGAUGGGAGAUGUUCAAGGACUUAUUGAAAAACAGACUAUCAAUGACACAGUCAAUCCACGCAGUUCGUCGUCGUAUUAUGAAAAUUACCACUCUCUGAGAGAAAUACUUUUUUGGAUGGAUGAAAUGGUAAAAACCCAUUCGGACCUUCUCCAGAAAAUAUAUAUUGGAUCCUCAUAUGAGAAACGACCACUUUAUGUUUUGAAGCUUUCUAAAAGGCAGGAAAAAGUCAAAAGUGCCAUAUGGAUUGACUGUGGUAUCCACGCUAGAGAAUGGAUUUCUCCUGCUUUUUGCCUGUGGUUCAUAGGCCAUACAACGCAUUUGCGUGAGAGAGAUCAGACCAUGACAACACUUCUGGAACACUUUGAUUUCUACGUCAUGCCUGUGGUGAAUGUGGAUGGCUAUGAGUACACGUGGAGCCAGCCCUCCAAACGGCUGUGGAGAAAGAGCCGCUCGUCACAUGGUAACAGCAAGUGUAUCGGUACUGACAUGAAUAGGAAUUUUGAUGCACACUGGUGUGGUGAAGGAGCAUCUCCUUACGAAUGUCAUGAAACGUACUGUGGACCCUAUCCAGAGUCGGAACCAGAAGUGAAAGCAGUGGCUCGCUUUCUCAGACACCAUAAAGACAUCAUUAAAGCAUACCUAACAAUGCACUCUUACUCCCAGAUGGUAUUGUUUCCAUAUUCUUACACUACUGACAAAAGUAAAGACCAUGACGAGCUGGAGAGUCUAGCAAACAAAGCAGCUAAAGCUAUUAAGAGGACAACAAAAAAAACAUACAGACUUGGUGCAGGUGCACACACAAUUUACUUAGCUCCUGGAGGUUCAGAUGACUGGGCUUAUGACCUUGGCAUUAAAUAUUCUUUUACUUUUGAGCUUCGGGACACUGGAACUUAUGGAUUUUUGCUUCCUCCCCAAGAAAUUAAACCAACUUGCUUAGAAGCACUUGCUGCUGUCAAAGAGAUAGCUAACCAUGUCCUGCAGAAUUUGUGAUACUUUGAAUUUGGCAUCUCAUAACCUUAGCGCCUUAUUUACACAAACUGGUAUUGAAUGUGAUUUAUUCCAGCAUGACAGUAAUUAGUUAGCUCAGUAUAAUAAGAAAGCUUGCUGCGUUACCAGUUUAAUUUAUACACAGGCCAAAAAAACCAUGACUGCACCCCUUACGCUUCUUUUCAUUUUAGAAUGCCUCAGUUUGUUCUGCUAUUCUUAUAUCCUUAAACCUACAGCGCUAUGAGGACAGCAACACAGAGGGCAAUGCUUCAAGUACAACUUCCCAACACUUAAAUAUAUACUAAAAAAAAUAUAGACAGGUUGGAGUCUUA
Struthio camelus australis is the source of this 1633-nucleotide messenger RNA. RefSeq names its product carboxypeptidase B2 (gene CPB2). Lineage: Eukaryota; Metazoa; Chordata; Aves; Struthioniformes; Struthionidae. Gene Ontology annotation, biological process: fibrinolysis; proteolysis. The record is from RefSeq and is a predicted model, not a curated record. Gene Ontology annotation, molecular function: metallocarboxypeptidase activity; zinc ion binding.